Messenger RNA from Rotaria sp. Silwood1, 1083 nucleotides. NCBI's taxonomy places the organism in Eukaryota, Metazoa, Rotifera, Eurotatoria, Philodinida, Philodinidae. The record is from the annotation of a GenBank genome assembly.
AUGUCGAUUGAAAUAACUGAAAAAGAAAUUUUAUAUGAUAAUCCAUAUGCACCAAUCGUUAAAUUUUCUUAUUCAAAUAAUAUUGAUGAUGAAGAUAUGACUGAUGAUGAAAUAUCUUCUAAUAUAAUUAAUGAUAAUUUAUUAUAUACUAGUCUUGAACAUUCAUUUAAAGCAUUUUCACUUGAAGAUCUUGUUAAAUCAUUUGAUAAUACAAUUAAUACAUGUUUUUUUAAUGAACAAAUAAUUGAAUCAGAAGAAUUUCUUCCUAUAAAACAAAUAGAUCUUAUUUCUACAUCAAAUACAUGGUCAAAUUUAAUUGAAAAUCUUCAAACAUCUUUACGUCAUGAUUUAAAAUUACCACAUAUAACAAAAAAUUGUCAUAUAGCAAUGAAUAAUAUAAAUGAAAAAAAUUUUUUUGAUAAUGAAUUUAUAUCAAUUGAUGAUUUAAAUGAAGAUGAAGAAGAAGAAUUACGUGAAAAAUUAGAUAUGCAUUCAGUUAUUGUUUCAUCAAAUAAUUUUCAUCAUGAACCAUUUCUUACAGCUGAACAAGUUAUAAGUGAAAUUGAUUUUAUGUUACAAGAUAUGACACCAGAUUCAGGUUAUUGUGACCAUGAUGUUGAUGUUGAUGAUGAUGAUGAACAACAUUUACAUGUAUCAUGUAUUAAAAAUAAUGAAUUUUAUUUAAAAAAUCAAUCAAUUAAUUCAUUAAAUGAAUUAUAUGAUGAAUUAAAUAUAUUAAUUAAAAAUUUAUCAAAUAUACUUAUACAAGAAUUAGAUAAUCGAGAUGAAUUUGAAUAUGAAAAAGAAACUAAAAAUACAUUUAUUUCACUUGUACUUAGUAUUCAAAAUAAACGUCGACAAUAUGAAAAUGAUAAAAUUGAAAAACAUCGUGGAAAUAACAAUCAUAUUGAACCGGGAACGUAUUUAACAACAAUAAUACCAUUUGAUCGUGAUCAUCCAACAUAUCUAUCAGUUGAACAUUUAGAAAAUUUAAAUAAAAUUCUUUAUGCUAUUAAUGAAGAUAGUGCUCAAGUACCUGAUCUAUUAACAAAUUAUAUUCUUAAAGUUCUAUGUCCAUAUUAA